This is a messenger RNA of Tarenaya hassleriana, 1122 nucleotides long. Its product is annotated as protein OS-9 homolog. The transcript has 8 exons. NCBI's taxonomy places the organism in Eukaryota, Viridiplantae, Streptophyta, Magnoliopsida, Brassicales, Cleomaceae. The record is from RefSeq and is a predicted model, not a curated record. Bases 89 to 994 code for a protein of 301 amino acids. Gene Ontology annotation, biological process: endoplasmic reticulum unfolded protein response; retrograde protein transport, ER to cytosol. Gene Ontology annotation, cellular component: endoplasmic reticulum lumen.
GCUACGAACGUCGUCGUUUACUCGUCGUCGUCGUCUUCUUCCUUCUUCCGCUGGUGGUGUUUCUGAAGCUCCAAUUCUGCAGUUUGUUAUGAUCUAUCGAAGAAAAAUGGCAACUCCGAAGAUCUUGCUUUGUCUCGUGAUAGUUUCGUUGUCUCUUAGCAUCCAUGUCUGUGCCGAUCAGAUCUUCCCAGCUCAUCUAGCUGGAACGUUCAGCCGAAGCAAUCGUGAACCGAAGUACAAAAUUGAAUUCUUCCCUGAAGAUGCGCCGUUUUACCCGGACGAUGACCAGGAAUCUAUGGUUAUGCUUGAUAAGCAUGGACGAAAGCAUUUAUGUUACUUACCUAAGGAGGAAAAAGAAAAGAGCGAUUGGACCUCUUCCCAUCAAAAUGUUAGUAAUGUGAUCAUGGAAACUGAAAAACCCGUCAAACUAAAGACUCCGGAUGAAUUGCUUCAACCGCUGAGUGAUAAAUGCCUUCUCAGACAAGAGGGUUGGUGGUCCUACGAGUUUUGCCAUCUAAGGUCGGUAAGGCAAUUACAUAUUGAGGAUGAUAAUAAGGUUGUCCAAGAGUUCAUCUUGGGAAAUUUCGAUGCAGACGCAACCGCUGCUUUUAACGAAAAUCUACCAGAAGCUUCUACAAUGAAAGAUCCUCGUUCAAGCGAUGCAUCACUGAGGUAUCACUCCCACCUCUUCACCAAUGGAACCAUCUGUGACCUUACAGGCAAGCCUCGAGAAAUCGAGGUGAGGUUCGUGUGCGCUGAAACGAGGGCAAUGGUGACUUCCAUGACCGAACUUUCCACUUGCAAGUAUGCGCUUACAGUUCAGUGUCCAACCUUGUGCAAGCAUCCGCUGUUCCAGCAAGAGAAACCGGUGUGGCAUACGAUUCACUGCAAUGCAGUUGCAGCAGGGGAAGACGAUGCUGCUACAGCUACAAGAACAGAGGAGGAACGACAGCAUCUGGACGAGGAACCCACCAAGAUGAUUACAGAUUCUUGAGAAGUAAACCCUUCUUUUGUCUUUUGAUCCCCACAUUGUGUCUGUGCACUCAGCCAUCAAAGCUUUCUCGCAAUGGAAACUUCAUUAGAAUGUUGCUUGACAAGUAAAAUUAAAACGCUAGAUUUCAA